GGGAAGGAAUUGGAACUUGGGUCCUGUGUUUAGUGUUAUCUGGGACUUAACGAAAGGGACAACUUGAUUGAUUUGAAUCUUGUAUUUUAGAGUGAGUUUUUUUUUUUCUUCAUCUUUCUUUUUAAAUUUAAUGGCGCUUCAGUUGGGGUACUUAGAAAAUUUGUGAAAUGAAGGAAAUCAGAGAAUAUUGGUGCUUGGGUAUUGCUUGCUUUGGAAUUUUAUUGGGUAAAGCUGUUGCUUUUGAAAUGACACUAUUACUUGGAGUUGUUUGGGCUAAAGAUUUGAAACAAUCUCCUCGUCAUCUGUUCUUUAAUGCUCUGGAGGAAAUUGCAAGGACAAUGGGCUCAACAUACUGGAAGUUUAAUGCUGAUACUUGCGAAGUUGUAGUAGUUGGAAUAACACCAACGCCACCAAAGAAUGCAGAGCACAGCAUAGUUUGCAAAUGCAAUAAUGAAAACAAUACUGAUUGUCACGUCAUAAAGAUAGUGCUCAAGCGCUAUAAUCUUCCUGGGGUUCUGCCUCCUCAACUUGUUAAGCUUCCCUACCUCCAAGAAAUUGAUUUUGCUUACAACUACCUUAAUGGUUCUAUUCCACGUGAAUGGGCUUCAUUGCAGUUGACCUCAAUUUCUGUUCUUGUAAAUCGCUUGUCAGGAGAGAUUCCAAAGGAAUUGGGAAAUGUCACCACUCUCACGUAUCUGUGCCUUGAGGCAAACCAAUUUUCUGGUGCUAUCCCUUCUGAACUUGGGAAUUUAGUGAACUUGAAAACUUUGAUGCUGUCUUCCAAUCAAUUGACUGGAAACUUGCCAAUGACUUUUGCUGGGCUUUUUAAUCUAACAGAUUUGAGGAUAAAUGAUAACAACUUCAAUGGAACCAUUCCUAACUUCCUGCAGAACUGGAAAGGACUCACCAGAUUAGAAAUGCAUGCAAGCGGACUGGAUGGCCCCAUUCCUUCAAAUAUUUCCCUUUUGAAUAAUUUAGUUGAGUUGAGAAUUAGUGACUUAAGAGGUCCAAGCCAGGGUUUCCCUAACCUAAGCAACAUGACGGGCAUAAUAAGAUUGAUUUUGAGGAACUGUAACAUUUCUGGGGAGGUUCCUGCCUACAUCUGGAGGAUGAAGAGUUUGGAGGUGUUGGAUGUCAGCUUCAACAAAUUGGUUGGGAGAAUUCCAGAUUCCAUAAUGGCAAAGCGUCUGCGGUUUGUCUUCUUAACAGGCAACUUGCUAAGUGGAGAUGUGCCAGAUUCAAUCUUGAAGGAAGGAAGUAGUAUUGACUUGUCAUACAAUAACUUUACCUUACAACGCCCUGACCAACCUGCUUGUCGAGAGAACAUGAACCUCUUUUUGAACUUAUAUCGAAGUUCAAUGGUGGUGAAUAGCAUAGCACACCUUCCUUGCAGGAAGACUUUCAAAUGUCCUCAUUAUUCAAGUUGUUUACAUAUUAACAGUGGUGGAAAAGACACAAUUAUCAAGGAAAACAAAACAUCCACUUUAUAUGAAGGAGAUGUAGCAGUUGAAGGUGGUGCAGCAAAAUAUUUUUUAAAUGAUCAAAGCUACUGGGGAUUUAGUAGCACUGGCGACUUUAUGGAUGAUAAUGAUUUCCAAAAUACUCGUUAUACCAUGGCACUCCAUUCAUCAAACAUUUCUACACUGUACUCAACAGCACGCAGAUCACCACUUUCUCUUACGUAUUUCCAUUAUUGUUUACAAAAUGGGAAGUACAUGGUAAAAUUUCACUUUGAAGAGAUACAAUUCACUAAUGAUAAAACAUAUAACAGUCUGGGGAGGCGCAUGUUUGAUAUUUAUGUUCAGGAAAAGUUAGUAAGGAAGGAUUUCAACAUUGAAGAUGAGAUUGGUGGUGCCCUAAAGCCUUUAGUAAUAUCAGUACCUGAUGUAAAUGUGACCAAUAAUAUCUUGGAGAUCCGAUUUUAUUUUGCUGGCAAAGGAACAACAAGAAUUCCUGAUAGGGGAGUUUAUGGCACCAUCAUAUCAGCCAUCUCUGUAGCUUCUGAUCUGAAACUUUGUUCAAUUGGACAAAAGAAGGGAACUGUUCAUAUUGUUGUUGGAGUUGUGGGAGGAGCAUCAGGCCUUAUUUUCAUUGUACUGGGAAUUCUUUGGUGGAGAGGCUAUUUACCAGGAAAAUGGGGCAAAACUAAAGGUACUGAAGGACCUGAUUUGCCAACAGGGACCUUUUCAUUGAAACAAAUUAGAGCUGCUACUGAUGACUUUGAUUAUGCUAACAAGAUUGGAGAAGGUGGUUUUGGUUCUGUGUACAAGGGUCUGUUACCUGAUGGUACUGUGAUAGCGGUAAAACAGCUCUCCUCUAAAUCAAGGCAAGGGAAUCGUGAAUUUUUGAAUGAGAUUGGCAUGAUUUCUUGCUUGCAACACCCAAACCUUGUCAAGCUGCAUGGAUUUUGUGUCGAAGGGGACCAGCUAUUGCUGGUAUACGAGUAUAUGGAAAAUAAUAGCCUUGCCCGUGCUUUGUUUGAUGAAAAUAAUCAGCUUAAACUGGAUUGGCCUACAAGGCUUAAGAUCUGUAUUGGGAUAGCCAAGGGUCUAGCUUUUCUCCAUGAAGAAUCAAGACUUAAGAUUGUUCACAGAGACAUCAAAGCCACUAAUGUGCUGUUAGAUAAGGACUUAACCCCCAAAAUUUCAGACUUUGGGUUGGCUAGACUUGAUGAAGAGGAAAAAAGUCACAUCAGCACCCGGAUUGCUGGAACCAUAGGGUACAUGGCACCAGAAUACGCACUAUGGGGUUACCUGACUGACAAAGCAGAUGUUUACAGUUUUGGAGUUGUGUCUUUGGAAAUUGUUAGUGGGAAGAACAACAAUAAUUUUAUGCCAAGCAACCAUUGCGUUUGUCUCUUAGAUUGGGCAUGCCAUUUGCAACAGAGUGGAGAUCUGAUGAAGCUUGUUGAUGAGACACUGAAGUCAGAAGUCAACCAAGAAGAAGCAGAAACUACGGUUAAAAUAGCCCUUUUGUGCACAAAUGCAUCCCCUACAAAUAGACCGACCAUGUCCGAAGUUGUGAACAUGCUUGAAGGUCGAAUGGCUAUUCCUGACACAGUUCCAGAACCUAGUAGCUAUACUGAAGAUUUGAGGUUUAAGGCCAUGAGAGACCUGCGUCAACAUUCGCAAAGUCUGAGUGGUAGCCAACCCCUAAAUUCAACAACAGCGCAUACGUUGGGCUCUUCGUCGACAUCUGACCAUGAAUUGCAUGAGAUGAAACCAUGAUCAAAACCAUAAGAUGCAGCUAGGUGUUAGUGGGUGAGGGAAGAGCCAUUUUGUCCAGAUGCCAUAUUAAAGCUUUGGUGCUUUCCAAGUUUUAGCUCAGUGGGAUCAUUAACCAUAUGCAAUGGGAUGUCAACAUUUUGUACAAGUAUAUCUCUUUUAUCAACUUCAAUUUUGUAUGAAAUUGUAAAGUUAAUUUAUUCAAAAUGAAUCAGAUGAAUGUGCAUAGGCAUA
This is a messenger RNA of Manihot esculenta (cassava), 3458 nucleotides long. Its product is annotated as probable LRR receptor-like serine/threonine-protein kinase RFK1. The coding region runs from base 168 to 3227 and encodes 1019 amino acids. NCBI's taxonomy places the organism in Eukaryota, Viridiplantae, Streptophyta, Magnoliopsida, Malpighiales, Euphorbiaceae. Gene Ontology annotation, molecular function: ATP binding; protein binding; protein kinase activity. Gene Ontology annotation, biological process: protein phosphorylation. The record is from RefSeq and is a predicted model, not a curated record. The transcript has 24 exons.